GCAGCUCAAUUCAAAGCCAAAUAAAAUAAUAAACGAGAAGCCCGAAAAAAAAAAAACAUCAUCAUCUCUUUUCAACAAGGAUUAUACUUUUCAUCUUAACAUGACUGCAGGAACUGUUUCAGCUCAAAACUCUGAGGAUAUUGCCUUUGCUCGUGCCCUUCACGGAAACAAGAUCAAGAGUGGUCUCCUUGCCAACUUGAGUUCCAAGAAUGCCGAUGUUCAUAACGUUGCUACUGACACCUACCUCAAGAUGUGGAAGAAGCCCGAGAACGAGACCAAGGAAGAUGAGGAUAAGAGAUUAGAUGGUUACACCUCUCUUGUCAACUCUUACUACAACUUGGCUACCGAUUUCUAUGAAUAUGGUUGGGGUACCAGUUUCCAUUUCUGUCGUUACUAUGUUGGUGAAGAGUUCAACCGCGCUAUUGCUCGCCAUGAGCAUUAUUUAGCUGCCAACAUUGGUAUCAAGAAGGAUAUGCGUGUUCUUGACGUUGGUUGUGGUGUCGGUGGUCCUGCUCGUGAAAUUGCUCAUUUCACCGGUGCCCAUGUUACUGGUUUAAACAACAAUGCCUACCAAGUUCAAAGAGCUACUCAUUAUGCCGCCAAGGAAUUAUUGCAAGACCAAACCGAAUUCGUCAAGGGUAACUUUAUGGAGAUGCCUUUCGAAGCCAACACCUUUGAUGCUGUCUAUGCUAUUGAGGCUACUUGUCACGCACCUGUCUUUGAAGGUGUUUAUGGUGAGAUCUACCGUGUGUUAAAGCCCGGAGGAAGCUUCGGUUGUUAUGAAUGGUGUAUGACUGAUGAUUUCGAUGAGAACAACGCUGAACACAGAGAGAUUGCUCAUGGUAUCGAGAUCGGUAACGGUAUUCCCAAGAUGCGCAAGACCCAAGAGUGUGUGCAAGCCCUUAAGAACGUUGGUUUUGAUGUGUUGAUGAACCAAGAUAUGGCUAAUGUCGGUGAUAGCAUCAACUGGUAUUAUCCUCUUGAAGGUGAUCUUAGAAAGUGUCAAACUGUCAAGGAUAUGCUUACUACACUUGCCAUGACCAAGGCUGGUCGUUUCACCACCACCAACUUUGUGCGUGUGUUGGAAAAGCUUGGUUUGGCUCCCAAGGGUACUGUCGAGACCCAAAAGUUUUUGGAAACCGCUGCUGAUGCUUUAGUUGCUGGUGCCCAAAAGAACUUGUUCACUCCCAUGUUUUUCUUUGUCGCCAAGAAGCCCGAGGCCUCUUCUUAAGUUUUUAUAGAUUCCUUUUACCCAUAAAAAACCAAAAUAAUUAAUAUUUACAUCUUUCUCUCAUGCUCCUUUUUUUAUUUGUUUUUCAUUAAAUAAAUAGUAUAUCAAUCAGGUUUAAUUAUCAUCGGGUAAAAAA
Molecule: messenger RNA, 1367 nt
Organism: Mucor mucedo
Lineage: Eukaryota; Fungi; Mucoromycota; Mucoromycetes; Mucorales; Mucoraceae
Product: sterol 24-C-methyltransferase
Exons: 3
Coding region: 101-1231 (376 amino acids)
Biological process (GO): ergosterol biosynthetic process
Cellular component (GO): endoplasmic reticulum
Molecular function (GO): sterol 24-C-methyltransferase activity
Source: RefSeq, a predicted model, not a curated record